AUGCUGGAAAUUACUUGCUCCGGAACGCCCUACGAGAUUGGCUUCCACCAUGGAAGCCAGGCCAAGACACUCGUGCGUGGCAGUGUGGACUUUUACACGCAGUAUUUCCAGAAGAAAAGCAGGAUGAGCUGGGAGGCUGCCGAAGACGCGGCCAAGAAAUUCCAUCCCUUUCUGGAGCAGCAUGUCCCUCAUCUAGUAGAAGAGAUGCGAGGUAUUGCUGAAGGUGCCGAGAUUCCCUUUGCGGCUGUCCUGGCACUGAAUGCGCGCACUGAAAUCUCAAUGGGCAUGAUGGACGAUGGGUGUACGUCGCUGGCCUGGAAGACGGACAAGUUUAGCGUCGCCGGCCAGAACUGGGAUUGGGAUAUUCCCCAAAAGGCCAGGCUUGUUCUCAUGCACAUCAAGCCCGCACACAACGGCACUGUGCAGCGACCCAAAGCCAGCUUCCUCACAGAGGCUGGCCUCCUGUGUAAGAGCGGCCUCAACUCCGCUGCCGUAGCUGUUUUUGUCAAUGCCGUCAAAGCCCGCGGCGUGAAAUUCGAUGCUCUCCCGAUCCAUAUUGCACUGCGCACCGUGCUCGAGAGCGAGAGCCGUCUCAAGGCCAUUGCGCGUCUGCGCUCCCUCACCCUAGGCACGUCUGGGCACAUUCUGAUUGCGGACAAGACGGGCGGCACGUCGCUCGAGUUUAGCCACCUCGACAUCAUGCAGCUGGAAAUGGUCCACGGGCAGGUCGCCCACACGAACCAUUUCUUGGUCCAGCAUGACCCUGCCGUCGAGGAUGCGUUUAUUUUCCCAGACUCUUUGGCGCGCAUGAAGCGCAUCGGGUUGCUGCUGGCGCAGGGCAAGAAGCAGGUGGAAGAGGAGGGCAUACUCCCGCCGGUGGCUUGCUGUGAGCGCAUGCUGGAGGACGAGGAUGGGUACCCGACCGCGAUCAAUAGAAAGAGCAGCCCCGUCAGGGAGAGCGAGACGCUUUUCAGCAUCGUGGCUGAUCUGGAUGCCAAGGUUGCGCAUGUGAGGCUUGGCCGGCCAAAUGAACCGGAAGGUCACUGGACGCUCACGCCAACGGAGCUUUAA
This is a messenger RNA of Akanthomyces muscarius, 1071 nucleotides long. RefSeq lists its product as uncharacterized. The record is from RefSeq and is a predicted model, not a curated record. The transcript is spliced from 4 exons. Bases 1 to 1071 code for a protein of 356 amino acids. Lineage: Eukaryota; Fungi; Ascomycota; Sordariomycetes; Hypocreales; Cordycipitaceae.